Vicia villosa (hairy vetch) is the source of this 801-nucleotide messenger RNA. RefSeq lists its product as uncharacterized. Lineage: Eukaryota; Viridiplantae; Streptophyta; Magnoliopsida; Fabales; Fabaceae. Gene Ontology annotation, molecular function: DNA helicase activity. Gene Ontology annotation, biological process: DNA repair; telomere maintenance. The transcript has 2 exons. The record is from RefSeq and is a predicted model, not a curated record. The coding region runs from base 1 to 801 and encodes 266 amino acids.
AUGUUUUCAGCUUGGAUGGAAGCAAACAAGACUUACAUAGAGGCAAGGAAUUUGACUUACUCUACUUUUCUUUUCAAGUUUGUUUAUGAUAAAAGAUACCGACGAUGGAAACCACACAAAAGAGGUCAUAGAAUUGGAAGACUAAUUUGGGUUCCCCCAAGUACUGGCGAGCUAUAUUACCUUAGAAUGAUGCUGACAGUUAUUAAGGGACCAACUUGCUUUGACGAUAUAAAAAAGGCGGGUGGGAUCGUUUGUGAGAGUUUUAGAGAUGCAUGCUUCGAAAUGGGACUUCUUAACGAUGACAAGGAAUAUGUUGCAGCCAUAAAUGAGGCGAAGGAUUGGGGUUCCGAAUAUUUUUUGAGAAAGUUAUUUGUCACUAUGUUACUAUCUGGAAUAAUUAAUAGACCGCGUCAUGUUUGGGAGAAAACUUGGAAGACAUUGUCUGACGAUAUUCUUUACCAACAAAGACAAGCGACAAAUAGAAGAGAUGAACAACGUUCGAUAUUAUAUAAAAUCAUGGAAUAUGUCAACAAACAAAGAGGAGGGGUGUUUUUUUUACAUGGUUAUGGAAGGACCGGUAAAACUUUUAUAUGGAGAACGCUAUCAAGUGCACUUCGUUCAGAUAAAAAAAUUAUCCUCAUUGUUGCUUCAAGUGGCAUAGCUUCAUUGUUAUUGCCCAGUAGAAGAACUUCCCAUUCAAAGUUCAAAAUACCCGUGCCAACACUUGACAACUGUACUUGCAAUAUUGACAAAGACACCGAACAUUAUGAGUUAUUUGAAUCAACUGAUGUCAGAAUAUAG